Lethenteron reissneri (Far Eastern brook lamprey) is the source of this 4058-nucleotide messenger RNA. RefSeq names its product kinase suppressor of Ras 2-like. Gene Ontology annotation, cellular component: cytoplasm. Gene Ontology annotation, biological process: calcium-mediated signaling; Ras protein signal transduction; protein phosphorylation. Lineage: Eukaryota; Metazoa; Chordata; Hyperoartia; Petromyzontiformes; Petromyzontidae. Gene Ontology annotation, molecular function: protein kinase activity; ATP binding. The record is from RefSeq and is a predicted model, not a curated record.
UCGGCCAUGUCAGCGGCCCGCGGCUGUGGCUGCAGCCCGGCCGAGCUGCAUGCGACCGAGUGCCCGACUGGAGCAGCGAGCAUGCGUCUUCUGAGCGACGGAGGGCACGGUCGCUAAUACCAAUAAUAAUAACAAUAGAAACAAGAAUACAGCAGCGGCAGCUAGGGGAGUAAGAAAAAAUAAAUAGGGAGCAGCAACAAUAGCAACGGUGGUUUGGUUGGUGGUGGUGCAGUGGUAUUGGUAAAUAUUGUGAUGGUGGUAAUACAGUGCAGGGGCUAUUGUAGGGAUUAAUGCGCUAAUAAUGAUAAUGUGCUGAUUACAAUUAAAGUGUUAAAUUAACGAGGGAUCGGCACCACUAAUUGUGACGAAUUAACUUAUUUUAUUUGACUAAAUGAUAGCUGUAUUUUUUACGGGAGGGCAGCCGAUAUAAAAUGCAGUAAAAUAUUGUAGUGUUUUAUUAUAAUACAGCGAAAUCAAUGAUAAAAUAAACAGUAAAUUAAUUAGUACGUAAUACACAUAGUAUUGCUAAUUUUUAAUACAGGUACUAAUAACAUUCCGAAUAGAGUGGCAGUCGUGAAAAUUUUAAAUAGUGAUAUAUUGGUAAUUCUAUUAAUACAUAAUAGCUCUAUUUAAAAUGCAAUCAUGGAUAUACUCAUUACAGUAAACAGUCAUAGUAUACAUUAAAUAUAAUUACCUGGAUCUAAUUUAUGGUAUAUACAAUAUAGCCCAUAAAUUUAGUAAUAAUAAUUCAUAUUGUUACAAAUUUUGUUAUCUAUUCCCAACCAAUACAAAAUCUCGUUUCAAUCAUAUACUUUAUUUUUUAUUUUCCACCUCUGACGUGGUGACUGCUAUUUAUAAUCCAUUUGCAAUUCUCAUUGUUGUCUAUUGUUAUUGCGGCUAGCCUGGUAGAAAUAUAUAACAGCAAACGAAAAAUAGAUUUCACCAACGUGGUUACACGAAUCACCACCAAUUCGGUUUAGUGGAAAUCCCCAAAAAAAAACAUUUAGCAAAUUGCAAUUUGUUUUAUUCUCUCAUUUUUCCUCCGGUUUUUUUUCUCGAUACAGAUACAGUGUGAGAGAGAGAGAGAGAGUAGCGAUUUGCAUGGUUUUGUAGCGGUGGGGUGCUCUUUAUUUAUCAAUCUCCCUGCCUUGCUCCCCAUCUAACACCGCGACCGACCGACCGACCGCUCAUCGUCACCGGUGAAGACGACGAGGAUAAGAGAAGCAAGAAGAGCAGGAGGAAUAGGUUAGACCCGUAGCGCAAUGGAAGGAGGAGGAGGAGACAUCGCAGCAGCAGCAGCCGCCUUGGAGCAAUGCGAGCUGCUGCAGAACAUGAUUGAGAUCAGCCUCGCCAGCCUCGAGGGCUUGAGGACCAAGUGUGCCACCAGCAACGACCUCACGCAGAAGGAGAUGCGGACCCUGGAGGGAAAGCUGGUGAAGUACUUCAGUCGGCAGCUGUGUUGCAAGCAGAGCAUCUCCAGCGCAGAAAGAGACCCUCGGCUGGAGGAGUUCCCGAGUCUCCACCACUGGCUGCGAAUUGUGGGACUGCACGGUCACGUCAUGCAGGAACUAUUGUCUGAAGGAGACAUUUCGCUGGAGUGCCUCCUACCCAUGACAGAGGAAGAAGUGCGGGAGACUGUGAAGACGUGCGGAGGCAGUAUGGAAGAGUGCGCCAGGCUGAUUGCUGCCCUCACUUGUCUACGCAAUGCCCACCAGUGUGGCGGCAGCGACUCCAAGCAGGAGUGGGUAAUCUCUUGGCCCGCGAAGGAAUCUCCCACAACUUCGGGUUCCUCCCCCGAGGGAUCUCAGCGAUCGUCGCGCGGCGAGCUGCCGCUCCUGCCGGCCUCAGACUCGGGCAUCCAUGACGACUGUGGGCAGGGCGACUCGCUUGCCUCCUUGCCGUCCUCACCCAGCCUGAUGCGGGGCCGCCGCCUGCCCACGCCCACGCCGCCAGAAACCCCACCACUCAGCGACACCAUGGCCACGCCGCCCUCGUCGUCCACGCCGGCAACGCCCGCGACCCCUCCGCCACCCCUAGGCGUGAAGAACAAGAGGUCGAAGGCGAGGAAUAUGCGGCCACCCGGCACACCCCCGCCGCCGGUGUCACGCAAGCUGGUGCACCUCCUCCCCGGCUUCCAGACCUUGCAUCGCAGCAAGUCGCAUGAGUCUCAGCUCGCGAACCGGAUAGAGGACGUGACCAACAUGCGAGGUUCCAAGAAGGCGCGCCCUUUCCUGAACCCGGCAAUUCAGGGUGGAGCGGGGAGCUGCGAAAACUUGCCCAUGCAUCCCCGUGUUCCGAUAAACCCUGCAGAGCGGCUGGCGCGCCAGGCUUGUGGCUGCGCCCCUUACACGCCCACCACCCCACCCAUCUCCGACGAUCCUCCCCAGAACACACUGACGGUACCGCGAUGGUCUCCCCAGAAUGCACGCAGGGACUUUGGAAACUCAAUAAAACACAGAUUUUCGACCAAAUACUGGAUGUCACAGACCUGCAUGGUGUGUGCGAAGGGAAUGCUGUUUGGCGUUAAAUGUAAAAACUGCAAGUUAAAAUGUCACAACAAGUGCACAAAGGAAGCGCCUCCGUGUCGUCUGCUAUUUAUACGCCCGGGUUUAAAGCGCACAGAGUCUGUGCCCUGCGACAUGAACAACAGACGUCCCCAUCGUAUGGUUGACUUGCAUCAGAGCAAGACGCUGCCCAGAGAGAAGCAGGACCAGAUUUCGGUGCCUUACCAGCCGGACUCCAGCAGUAACCCAUCAAGCACCACCUCAUCCACGCCCUCCUCACCGGCUCCACACCUCAUCUCCAACCCCCCGAGCGCCACGCCGCCCUCUCCCUGCCUCCACCCGUCACCACAAGCCGUGCGCCACGCCAAACCGCACUUCAACUUCGCCGCAGCGCACUGCUUUCAACACAAGCAGCAAUUUGUUUUCCCAGAUGUGUCUCCUGAGAUUCACAAGAAAACUCCACAAGUGAUCCUUCAUCCAGUCAACUCCGACAAUGAGUCAAAUGAAAAUCAGAUUCCACCUCCUUUACCUGGAAAUCUGCCAAUACUUGAGAUUGAGGCGAGUCCUGAUCCAGAGCCACUGUCGGAUGAGGAGGAUGACCUGGAGGACCUCCCGGACGCCCUGUCGCUCCGCAACCUGCCCCGCAAGCAGAGCCAGACCACCAUCUUCCUGCAGGAGUGGGACAUCCCUUACGAGCAGCUCGCCGUCGAUGAGCUCAUCGGCCGUGGACGCUUUGGCAAAGUUUACCGUGGGCGCUGGCACGGCCAAGUGGCCAUCCGCCUCAUCGAGAUGGAGCGAGACAACGAGGCGUUUGUGAAGCUCUUCAAGCGGGAGGUGAUGGCCUACCGGCAGACGCGGCACGAGAACGUGGUGCUGUUCAUGGGAGCCUGCAUGAACCCCCCACACCUGGCUAUCGUCACGAGCUUGUGUAAAGGAAGGACAUUGUACUCUUACGUACGAGAUUCAAAAACCAACCUGGACAUCAACAAGAUUCGGCAAAUUGCGCAGGAGAUUGCCAAGGGACUCGGGUACCUGCACGCCAAAGGGAUUAUCCAUAAAGAUCUAAAGUCCAAGAACAUUUUCUAUGACAAUGGAAAAGUGGUGAUAACAGACUUCGGGCUCUUCAGUAUAUCCGGGGUCAUGCAGGAUGGCAGGAGGGAUAGCGAACUGAAGAUCCCGCAUGGCUGGCUCUGCUACCUGUCGCCAGAGAUCAUCCGCGUGCUCUCGCCAGCCAUCGAUGCAGACAAGCUUCCCUUCUCCAAGCCUGCCGAUGUCUACGCCUUUGGAACGAUUUGGUAUGAGCUGCAGGCGCGCGACUGGCCUUUUCAUGGGCAACCCGCAGAGGCUAUCAUCUGGCAGGUGGGCAAUGGGUUGAAGCCAGACCCUACGCCUGUCAGCAUGGUGAAGGAGAUCUUGGACAUUAUCUUGGCAUGUUGGUCCAACGACCCAGAGGAGAGACCGACCUUCACGCAGCUGAUGGAAAUGAUUGAAAAACUUCCGAAACUGAAUCGCCGCCGCUCGCAUCCCUGCCACUUUUGGAAGUCUGCAGAGUGA